This is a messenger RNA of Neocloeon triangulifer, 3294 nucleotides long. Its product is annotated as DNA helicase MCM9-like. Gene Ontology annotation, biological process: DNA replication; double-strand break repair via homologous recombination. Lineage: Eukaryota; Metazoa; Arthropoda; Insecta; Ephemeroptera; Baetidae. Gene Ontology annotation, molecular function: ATP hydrolysis activity; single-stranded DNA binding; single-stranded DNA helicase activity. Gene Ontology annotation, cellular component: MCM complex; nucleus. The transcript has 14 exons. The record is from RefSeq and is a predicted model, not a curated record. The coding region runs from base 201 to 3230 and encodes 1009 amino acids.
UCAGCGGUCAGGAACCGCAAGGGAGAAAUGAAAACAAAUCAUUCAAAUCAAUCGCACACACGACAAAAUAAUGCCGAGAUCGUAAUGAUUGUGGACUAUGAUUGCAGUUAUUCUUCUCUUAUAUUGACGUCGAGGACAAGUUUUUCUUUUUAGUGCUUUUACUUUUCUGUUGAUGGAUUGCUGAAAUCUGCAAAUAAACAAUGAACGAAGGAGAAAUCAAAGAUGCCUUUCGAGACUACCUCAUUGAACGGCACUCAGAGGAACUGCUCAAGAUAUUGCAAAGUGAAGAUAAAAUGCAGCACUACUCUGUGACAGUCAAUUUCAUCAGUCUGUUUGAAACAAACUAUGACCUAGGCGAUGGUCUUUUAUCCAGUCCCUCUGAAUACUUGCAGAUUUGUGAUAAAGUGCUGAUCGACUGCCAGGCAUUGGUCAUUUCUCAGCAGCCGGAUGAAAUUCGACACCAGUUUACCACAAAAUCAAAAAUCCAUACAAGAUUUUCAUCUCUGCCUGCGUGUCCUGAGCUGCACCGAACAGCUUUCCCGCGGAACGAAGAUGUGAAUAGCUUUCUCAGGGUCACUGGAACAGUGGUCAGGACUUCGGUAGCAAAAAUGCUUGAAUUCCAGAGAGUUUACAGAUGCAAAAAAUGCAAAUUUGCCAAUACUGUUAUUGCCGACUACGAGCUGAAUUACUGCAUUGUCCCUCCUCGCAAAUGUGGGCAUCCGGACGGUUGUACGAAUACAAGUUUUGAAGUUCUGCAGCCUGUAGACGGUCUUAAUUAUAAAGAUUUUCAGGAAAUCAAACUCCAAGAGCAAGUGACAAAGCUGAGCAUCGGCACCAUGCCAAGGUCAAUGCUAGUGACCCUUGAAGAUGACCUGGUUGAUUCUUGCAAGCCCGGAGAUGAUGUUGUUCUAUGCGGAAUUGUGAGCAGACGCUGGAAAAACCUCGGCGCCCACAAACGUACAGACAUUGAACUGGUCCUGAAGGCCAACCACCUUCAGGUGUGCAACAACCAGCAGACGGCCGUCCUUGUGACCAAAGAAACGCACGAGGAGUGUCUGCAGUUCUGGCGUCAGCAUUCCAAAGCUCCUCUGGUAGGCCGGGAUCUGAUAUUGGCCUCCAUGUGUCCGCAAGUCUUCGGACUGUACAUCGUCAAGCUGGCCACUGCCAUGGUCUUGGCUGGCGGCGUCCAGAGGCUGGAAGAGUCGGGCACCCGGAUCAGGGGCGAGUCCCACUUGCUACUUGUUGGCGAUCCAGGUACUGCCAAGUCUCACAUUCUCCGUUAUGCAGCUCGACUUGUACCCAGAUCCGUUUUCACUACUGGCAUUGGCUCAACUUCUGCUGGACUCACAGUCACAGCUGUGAUGGAAUCUGGGGGAGAUUGGCAGUUAGAGGCAGGAGCCUUGGUACUCUCAGAUGGAGGCAUUUGUUGCAUUGACGAGUUUAAUUCAAUCAGAGAAAAUGACCGAGCCAGUAUCCACGAGGCCAUGGAACAACAAACUAUUAGUGUUGCAAAGGCUGGAUUGGUUUGCAAGUUAAACACAAGGUGCACAAUUCUGGCAGCUACAAAUCCGAAGGGGAAGUACGACCCGAAUGAGCCAGUGACCGUCAAUAUUGCAAUCGCCAGUCCAUUGCUGAGUCGGUUUGACCUUGUACUUGUGCUUCUUGACUCAAACAAUGAAGAGUGGGACAGAACUGUGUCUGGACACAUUCUCAAAGGCAAGGAUCCAACCAAAAUGGAAAAUGCAAAUAGUGGAACUCUAUGGGACCUUGACAGGAUGCGUUGUUAUUUAUGCAUAAUAAAAACGUUGAAUCCGAAAUUGAGCAAAAAUGCAAAUCAGAUCUUGAGUCGCUACUACCAGGUGCAGAGAAGGACCGACAACAGAAGUGCAGCUAGAACUACUGUCAGACUGCUGGAAAGUUUGAUUAGAUUGUCACAGGCGCAUGCCAGGCUGAUGUUUAGAGAGGAAGUCACAACAAUGGAUGCUGUAACUGCAGUUAUGUUAAUGGAAUAUUCGAUGCAAGGAGCUGCAAUUCUGACUGGAUGCAACAUCUACCAUGCAUCUUUCCCGAGAGACCCGAUGGCCUCUUAUCGAAAUCAUGCUUCUAUCAUUCUGGAGAAAUUGGGCUUGCACGAAAUCCUGCAGGCCGAGCUUGACCUCCUCGAUAAUGGCCCUAAAGAUGACGAACCGAAACCAUCAGCAAGUGGUGGUGGUGGGAGCAGCGAUAGAUUGGAGUUCAUGUCUCAGUUCCAGUCAAACUCAAACAUGCAAAAACUGAGCAGCAUUUUGAAGAACAUUCGGCAGAAUCGGGACAAGACAGCUUGUGAAGUGGUCGAGCACCAAAAAAAUCAAGGCCCGGCUGCGAAGACGGCAAAGGCGAAAAGACCAAAGAAAGCAGCUGCCGUCAGAGGUCCAUUCUCCGAAUCUUCGUCCUCUGACGAAGGUGAACCAGUUGUUAUUACUGGAGACGGUGAAAAAGAAGAAGCAGACAAAGAGCAACAAGGCCCUCCACAGAGGAAGAGAAUUCGGAUGAUUGAGUCAAGCUCAGAAGAUGAGAGCAAAGUAGAGGAGGAGCAAAAUAAAAAGACUGAAGAUGUUAACAGACAGAAGCUAUUGGAGCUUCAAAAGUUUGCUUUUGCGAAAAAGUCUUCCACCAGACAAAUACCUAGUACAAGCAAAUCGUCAAAUAUAUUUAAUAAUCCUAUAUCAUCAAAAUCAUUCCAUCCUAAAAGUAAAAGUCUUACUCCAAUUGCAGAAGCCUCUUCCAAUGAGCCAAAAAUGUCGAAAACAAUUUUAAGUGCUCCUGAGGAACUGCAGGAUGAACCAAUUGAUGAAGAAAAUAAAGCCCCAGCUAAUGCUAUUCCUCCAGUCAGCUCAUUAAAGGCCAAUGACACUGCAGACGAAAGUGGUUACAAAAGCUUUUUGGCCUCGCCUGUUGCCUCGACACCUCAACGAACAUUAUCAACCCUUGAGAAGCUGAAGAAGUUUGCCUGUAAAGCAAAGUCACCUGAAUCUGAUAUAAUCCCUGAACAUGAAAAAAGUGCGAAAGAAGUUCCUCCCAAGAAAUUGUCAUCCAUUGAGGCGCUGGCUAGGUGUGGGAAAAAGCUGAGUCAAAUGUCCAGAGACUCCAGAGCCUCUCAGAGCAGUGCAACUCAGUCGCCAGUGGUGCAAAAAACAUCAAAUCCUUUCUUGGACGAUGACGAUGAUGAUAUAUAUUUCAACCUACCAUAACAAUAUUUUAUUUUAAAUAAAAUGAAAGAUAAUUCAAAAUUUAAAUGUGUCACAAAUUUACAUA